GGGAAACAUUGGAAAACUCAUAUUCUCUCAGGCUGGAUUCACUCGUUUUCACCAAUGGAUGGAGUUUAUUUCCCAGAGAGCGCAGUGACUUCUUAAAAACUUCACACUCUGUGCUGGGUGCUCCUCCUGGAGUUCUCAAGGCGAUGGAGCAGCGCGGAGGUGCAGGCGGGGGAACAGAGAGCCCCAGCCUUCAAGACAGCGCCAGCCCAGAGGAAAGAGGGGAGAGCCCCUCUUCCAGUGGACCCCCGCCGUGCAAGUCGAGCCGCCUGGAGAUCAAUGGCAGCCCAGCAGCUCCUCGGACCAGACAGAACGGCACACCGCUGAGACCGCUAGGAGGUCUGAUGAUCCCGGUCUACUGCGUGGUGGAGCACGCAGAUGUGGGCGUCGCCGGUGACUGUGAGGGGCACGGCGACCGUCACGCUGAGUUUGUGUUGGUUCAUAAGGAUGUCCUCUUCACACAGCUGGUGGAGACGGCACUGGUCGCUCUGGGAUACUCACACAGCUCAGCUGUACAGGCAAGUGGCAUCAUUAAAGUGGGCCGCUGGAAGCCGAUGCCCAUCCACUACCUGACCGACGCUCCAGAGGCGACAGUGGCCGACAUGCUGCUGGACGUUUACCACAUGGUCACACUGCGGAUCCUUCUGCACAGCUUUGCGCGGCUUGAGGAGCUGCCGUCAGAGCAGUGGACCCACGCAACGGUGAGGAACGCCCUCAAAGAGCUGCUCAGAGAGACCAAUCAGAGCGCGCUGGCCAAGGAGUGUCCUCUCUCACAGAGUAUGAUCUCAGCGAUAGUGAACAGUUCUUACUACAUCAAUGUCUCCACCUCUAAAUGCCAGGAGUUUGGACGCUGGUACAAGAGGUACAAACGUAUCAAAGGUGAAUACAUUGAGAAGAUGUGGUCAGCACAGGACAAAUCAGAUAUUAAAGUGGAGAGAGAUUUGGACCUGAGCGUCCUCAGCCAGCGCCUUCCUUCUCUCUUACCCUCCCCCACGCUUGGCGGCCCCGGAGCUCUAUCCAUCAAGAGCGGCCUCGGGGACACUCAGACCUCCACCCAGCCACACUGUCUGCCUCACCCCACCAGCCAGCACCACCCCAAUGCACCACUGCGUCCCCAGGGUCCACCUCUCCUGGGCCACAGCGGGCUCCUGUCCCCACAACUCUCCCCUCAGCUCGUCCGUCAGCAGCUCGCCAUGGCCCACCUCAUCAACCAGCAGCUCGCCGUGAGCCGCCUGCUCGCUCACCAGCACCCACAGGGAGUCAACCAGCAGUUCCUCCACCACCCGCCCAUCUCUCGGACCUGCAAGGGCUCUGGGGCCGCUGCUGAGCCCGGCCUCAACUGCUCAGGGGCCGAAGUCUCCUCCAGCAUCUACCAGCAAGUCAGGAACGAGCUGAAGAGGGCCAGCAUUUCUCAGGCGGUGUUCGCCCGCGUAGCUUUUAACCGAACACAGGGUCUGCUGUCAGAGAUCCUCCGUAAGGAGGAGGAUCCUCGCUCGGCGUCACAGUCGCUGCUGGUUAACCUGAAGGCCAUGCAGAACUUCCUCAACCUGCCAGAGGGCGAGCGAGACCGCAUCUACCAGGAGGAGAGAGAGAGGAGCACGAACUCCAACCACAACCUCUCCACCAACCACAUCGCCAACAGCAACACACACAGACACCCACAGACAAAGUGCAUGUCUGCUGCAGAGCUGCCGCUGAAGCUGGACUCGCUGGUGAACAUUUCGUCAGGGAUCUAUGAUGAGAUCCAGCAGGAGAUGAAGAGGGCGAAGGUCUCCCAGGCUCUGUUCGCCAAGGUGGCUGCCAAUAAAAGUCAGGGCUGGCUGUGUGAGCUGCUCAGGUGGAAGGAGAGCCCGAGCCCCGAGAACCGCACGCUAUGGGAGAACCUGUGCACCAUCAGGAGGUUCUUGGCGUUAUCGCAGGCCGACAGAGAUCAGGUCUACGAGGAGGAGUCGAGGCAGCAGCACAGCGACAGGCACCACACAGUCCUGCACGUCCCAGAACAGCAGGCGCUCCACAGACCACCUUUGCCACCUCUGACCACUCCAUCUCCAAUUCAUGAAGACCCUCAGCCCAUCCCAUUGCUGGUCCUGCAUGGCUCGGAAGACGCACCUCAGCAUGGUAUGAGUCCCGGCCUCGGAGGCGGAGGACCAAAGAAGGCCCGCUCCAGGACAAGGAUCUCCCUUGAGGCUCUGGGAAUCCUGCAGAGCUUCAUCGGCGAUGUGGGGCUCUACCCCGACCAGGAGGCCAUCCACACCCUGUCAGCCCAGCUGGAUCUGCCCAAACACACCAUCGUCAAGUUCUUCCAGAACCAGCGCUACAACGUCAAGCACCACAACCAGGUCAGAGAGCCAGUACCCGGGGAGGACGACCGGGAGAGCUUGAGUCCCAGCGAGGGGGUCGUCUGCGCGGCGGAGAGUCGAGGAGAGGAGGGGCUGUCUGCGUCUGAGGAGAGCGAGGACGGGAGAGGAUCAGUGGAGGCGUUCAGAACAGAGGGAGGAGACAGAGGAGAAGAAAGAGAGGUGGAAAUGGAGACGGAGAAGGAAGAAGGGGAUGAUGGGAAAGCCUCAGGACCAGCGACUUCCUCCCUGUCCCCCUACAGCAGCCUGGACAGCCCCCACUCUGCAGAGCAGCAGAGAUAACAGCAGAGAAAAACACUCGAUGGAGGCAAAGGACAGCAUCAAACUGUGACGUCCACACAGAAAACCUGUGAAUAAGCACCCUUUGAUCACCUGUACCAGAGCUGAUCAUCAGAGCUCGUUCAAAUCUGAGGAACUGUGGAAACAUAUUUAAGUAAGUUUGACUGAAAAGGGUUUCAAAGGUACUUCCACUACCUACAGAUACUUCCAGUAUUCUUGGUUUGAUGCUGCCUGUAAUAAAAAUACACAAAAAAACAUACAUCCUCCUAAAUUUUGUUUUUUUCUGGUGAGGAUGGGACCACAUUUCAGUUGGCUUUAAACAACAAAUUCCUCGAGUUGGGUUUUUUAAUACCUCUGUCAGCUUUUGAAAAUUUGACCAUCAUCGCUUUUCUUUUGCUGCAUUCACAAACCUUUCACAAGUAUGUAAACCU
Plectropomus leopardus (leopard coralgrouper) is the source of this 3064-nucleotide messenger RNA. Its product is annotated as DNA-binding protein SATB2-like. The record is from RefSeq and is a predicted model, not a curated record. Gene Ontology annotation, molecular function: DNA-binding transcription factor activity, RNA polymerase II-specific; RNA polymerase II cis-regulatory region sequence-specific DNA binding. Gene Ontology annotation, biological process: regulation of transcription by RNA polymerase II; chromatin remodeling. NCBI's taxonomy places the organism in Eukaryota, Metazoa, Chordata, Actinopteri, Perciformes, Serranidae.